Messenger RNA from Necator americanus (New World hookworm), 210 nucleotides. RefSeq lists its product as uncharacterized. Lineage: Eukaryota; Metazoa; Nematoda; Chromadorea; Rhabditida; Ancylostomatidae. The transcript is spliced from 2 exons. The coding region runs from base 1 to 210 and encodes 69 amino acids. The record is from RefSeq and is a predicted model, not a curated record.
AUGCGUAUUGGCCUAUACAAGGACUUGCGGGGGCCAGCCGAUGAUCAAUUUCUUUUAUUAUUAUUAUUAUUACCAUUAUUAUUACUAUUAUUAUUAUUGCUGUUAUUAUCACUAUUAUCACUAUUAUUAUUAUUAUUAUUAUUAUUAUUAUUAUUAUUAUUAUUAUUAUUAUUAUUACUAUUAUUAUUAUUAUUAGACAACCAGCAAUAA